Molecule: messenger RNA, 7227 nt
Organism: Drosophila pseudoobscura
Lineage: Eukaryota; Metazoa; Arthropoda; Insecta; Diptera; Drosophilidae
Gene: Mbs
Product: Myosin binding subunit
Exons: 22
Coding region: 818-4927 (1369 amino acids)
Cellular component (GO): cytoplasm
Molecular function (GO): enzyme inhibitor activity; protein kinase binding; phosphatase regulator activity
Source: RefSeq, a predicted model, not a curated record
CGGUAUAUUUUAUCGAUAAGUCCGCGGUCACACUGAUUACAAUUUUUUCUGCCGUGCCGUUUUUUUCGUGCGGACAAAUUUGUCGAGCGAAAAUAUGCAAAAUAAAGUGAAAUACUUGUGCAGCGCACGAAUGAAGCGCGCAAGCAUAGCGCCCGCUAGCCAAUAAGCCCGACCGACCAUAUAAGCCACCUCAAAGGGAUCCGCCGCAAACAGGGGAAAGAAUUAGAAUGGCAAGAUAGUGUGUUUUAAAGCAAAUUCCACAAAAAGGUGCGUGAUAAAUGCAACAAACUGUAAGCCAGAGCGAGCGAACAGGCAACUACAACUGCAUAUGUGUGUCGUCGUCGUGUGUGUGAGAGAACGCGCGUAAGUGUGUGGUAGAGAGAGAGAGAGAGAGAGAGAGCGAGUGUGUGUGCCGUGGAGUGGGAAAGAAGCACGAUAAAACGAAACGCCAAGAAGUUUGCCAUCAUCUCUCUCUCCAUUCGCUGAUAAAGCAGAGAGCAAAUACACGCACGCACACACACACACACACAUAGUGAUACACGAAUCGAGUGGAAAAUAGAAAAACAAUAAUCAGCAAAAGAGGAGCGGAAAGAAACAGUAAAGUGUAAAGAUCGAAAAUCGAAAGUGUCAAGCAUUUUUUCUAUAAAUAGUGAACAAAAAAAAAAGAAAAAUACUCAAAUUACUAGUGAAAACUAAGUACUAAAAAAACCGCAAGUAAUCAUCAAUACACCGAAUAAUCCCUAGUGGAACACGUCUCGGAGUCCGCCCGACACAGCCAACCAGCCAACCAGCCAGCCAGCCAACCCCCAGCCGCAUCAUGUCCACCCUGGACGCGCGCAACAACUCGGCCAUGAUGAAGCGGGCCGAGCAGCUGAAGCGCUGGGAGGAGUCGGACACCAACCGGGCCGCGCCCACGCCCCGCCACGAGCACGGGCGCCGCAUCAAAUUCAGCUCCGGCUGUGUCUUCCUUGCCGCCUGCCUCUCCGGCGACAAGGAUGAAGUGAUCCAGCUGCUCGACCAGGGCGCCGACAUCAAUACUGCCAAUGUGGACGGCCUAACGGCCUUGCAUCAGGCCUGCAUCGAUGAUAAUCUGCACAUGGUUGAGUUUCUGGUGAAGCGUGGUGCCGACAUCAACCGUCAGGACAACGAGGGCUGGACGCCGCUGCAUGCCACGGCCUCCUGCGGAUUUGUGAGCAUAGCACGUUAUCUGGUGGAGAACGGGGCCGAUGUGGCCGCCGUGAACAGCGACGGGGACUUGGCCCUGGACCUGGCCAUCGAUGUGCAGCACAGGGGCAUGAUCGAGUACAUGGAGAAGAUAGUCCAGGAGCUGAACAUCGAUGUGGAGCAGGCGCGCAAGGCCGAGGAGGAGGCGAUGCUGAGCGACGCCGAACGCUGGCUGAGCAGCGAUGCCGCCGAGGUGGACAGGCCGCACCCGAAGACAGGGGCCACGGCGCUGCACGUGGCCGCCGCCAAGGGCUACACGAACGUGUUGAGCCUGCUGCUGGAGGGACGCGGCAAUGUGGAUCGUCAGGACAACGAUGGCUGGACGCCGCUGCAUGCCGCCUCGCACUGGGGCCAGCAGGAGACCUCCCGGAUGCUGGUCGAGUCCCUGGCCGACAUGGAUAUACGCAACUAUGCGGGACAGUCCUGCAUCGAUGUGGCCGACCGUAAAAUAGUCAAAUUCCUGGAAGAACUGCGGGCCAAAAAUCGCAACCAGCGGCGUCCAUCUAGUCAAAUCAGAAUCUCAGAUGCGAUUGAAAAUCGUGUGGACAAGACGCCCACCAAACUGGUGCGCGUUGAAGUGAGAACUGAUGCCACAAAGGAUGCUGCCAGCAGUUCGAACUGCGCCUCCAGUAGUGAAGCUUCGCUUCCAAUCGAUAAUGAUAAUGAUGAUAUUGAUGAUGAUGAUGAUAAUGAUGAUGAUGAUGAUGCUGUGGCCCACGAGAGCGAUGCGGAAGAGCUGAGCGAUUCCACGGAGUCCUCGCACACCACAAGUCUAUCUGGCGAGAGCGAAGCGGAGAACGUGAAGCCCAAUCAACAGCAGAUCCAUGCCCUCGAGCAUCCAGUCGAGGAGGAGGCACCCUGGCGACGCAAGAUGGCCCGCGCACCCAACGACAGUCCCACUAAUAAUCAAGUUCCUGAUAGAGAGCUUAGCAGCAAUAGCUCGGAGAGCGCCAACGAUGUCAUAUUGCGACGCACCCAAAGCUUUGAGAAUGAUGAAAAAUUCUAUCAAAAGUACAAUGAGCUGCGCGCCCGCAUAAAGGCCAACUCCUGUCCCAUUCUGCCAGCGACUGCGGCGUCACAGGCGGCUGCCGCCGCCGCCGCUGCCUCUGCAGCUGCGAAUAAUUCCAAUUCCAAUAACAAUAAUAAUCUAAGUAGCAAUAACAACAAUAAAUUUAACAACAAUAACAACAACAAAAGCGCUCUGCUGCUGGGCUCAAGAACAACAAAUAACACUGCAACAACAACAACAACAUCCAGUACUUUCAACAACACGCACAACAACACAACAACAAGCACACCACAAACAGCAGCAGCAGCAGCAGCAGCAGCUGCAGCAGCAUCCACUGCUGCAACAACAAAUCCAUAUUAUAGCGUACAAAGAUCGGCCUCACUCAAAGAUAACUCAAUGUAUUACAGGAAACCGACCGUUACACACGUGGGCACGCCCACUGGCACAGCAGCCACAGCAAAGACAACGCUCCUCAGUUCACCGUCGACGAAUGCACUGACCCCACCAAUACGCAGCCAAGUUACAGCGAAAACCACUGCCCAGAGCAAUAAUGGCAGCUCUUCCACGGCCAGUGCCAGUGCUAGUGCCAGUGCCAGCGAUGUGGAGACCGCCAAGCCACCGCCCAAGCAAUCCACGGGCAAUAUAAUCAAGAAUUUCUUCAAAUCUUUUGUACCGCCCGUGCGUGACGAAGAGAGCGAAACACAGCGCAAAGCGCAUGCCAAGAGAGUCCGCGAGACGCGUCGGUCCACCCAGGGCGUUACCCUGGACGAGAUCAAGAGUGCCGAGGAGUUGGUCAAGAAGAAGAACAUGGGCAUGGCCAACAACAACAAUAAUAACAACAAUAACAUCAGCAGCAGCGGCAGCAACGAUACAAGCGAAACAGCGGCAGCCACAGCCACAUCAGAACACACAUCAUCCAUCAGUGAUGCAAGCCAGCAAGAGCCACAGCCGCCACCACCGCCCACCACGCCGCCGCCAGCCAUAAUCCCCACCAGCGACGAGACGGAGAUCGAGACCAUUCUGGCCCCCAGUCCAGUGCAAAGUGCAAACGACACCACUGCCAGCUUCACCCUCUCCGCGCCGUCGAGACGCUCUGUGGUGGUCGACGACGACGACGACGGCGACGGCGACGGUGAUGGCAAGGCCGGUGGCGAUGCCGAUGAUCCGGAGGCAGUGGUCAGUGCCAGCUACACGAUAGUCUCGCGGCGCGACAAGAUCCCCGACAGCGCUGAGAGUGAGCCAGAGCAGGUGGAAUCAAACAAACAAAAGACUGACGAGCAGCAGGCGGAGAGCGAGGAGCAGAAGGCGAGGCCCACAGACCUGCCGCUGAGUGCGGCCCCGACUGAGGCCAUCAAGUCGUCCUCCUCGACCACGCCCGGCUCGCUCGAGAGUCCAGUGCGCUUGCGGGACAAGCGUGGCCUGUCCGGCAGCAGCCAGGAGACGGAUACCAAGUCGGACACCGCCUCGCCAGUGUCAGCGCAUCCGGACUUUAAUGCCCGCGACUCUCUGCUCAGUUUGUAUGCGCGCCGCACGACGGACGGCAGUGGAGGAGCAUCAGCUGCAGCAGCAGCAGCAGCGGCAACAGCAACAGGUGGUGCUGGUACUGGCGCUGGUGGUGCGGGUGGGAGUUCCACAUCAACAUCGACAGCGGAACGGCGUCCGUCUUGGCGCCUCAAAUUCGAUGCCGGCUCCAAGUUCAAGCUGGAGGACAACACCAGCGGCGGUACAUAUCCGCCCAACAACAGCACCAUUAUACCCAGCGCCCCGGCGGUGAUGGCCGCCGCCAAUCUAUCGACCACAACUGGUAUCCAGCGACGCAUCAGCAGUGGUCCCAAUGCCCUCAACGCUUCCAAUCAGUCACUGAACUCUGUGGGCCGCCCCAUCUCGGCGCCCAGCGAGAGCACAAACAACAGCAGCGCCUAUGCCACGCCAGCAGUGCGCAAAUAUGAAACGACAUCCACAGGAGCGGGAACCGGAGUGGGAGCGAGAGUGGGAGCAGCUGCUACUACGACAGCCACCACAACCGCCAAUUCAGUGUCUGCAACCAGUGCCAAUCAUGCAGCAGGAACAGCGGCAACAACCAAUGCCACAUCCAGCCAUGACGAUAAGGAAAACGACAAGGAGAACGACAAUCGCACACAGACCGUCAUACAGAGACGCCGCAAGCCGAAGCGCAGAUCGACCGGCGUGGUGCACCUUGAUGUGGAUGAACUGGAUCCCGAACGUCAGAACGAGGAGAAGGACAAGGAGAGCGGCAGCGAACGCACCUCUCGCUCCCGACUGGGCAGCACAACGAGUACGGCCGCAACGAGCACGACCAGGAGCGAGUCGAAGGGCAGCAGCGACAAGUCGGAGAACGGCGAUGGCAUUGACUACAAGGCGCUCUGGGAAGCGGCCAAAUUGGAGAACGAUAAGCUGAAGCAAGUGCUCAAGCAGAAGGAUGACGAGGUUGUGCAGACCCGCGCGACCCUCGAGAGAUUCGCCAAUGCCACCACUAAAAACUCACUCUCUGAGAUUGAGAAACGUGAACGAAGAGCUAUGGAACGCAAGCUCUCCGAGUUGGAGGAAGAGCUCAAGCUGUUGCAGAAGCUAAAGACUGAGAACGACCGCCUGCGCGCCGAGAACCGUGCCCUCACGCGAGUCGUCUCAAAGCUGACCACGUCGGCCCAGAGCCAGCUGGCCAAGGCCAAAUAGAGCCAUAUCGAAACGCAUUUCAAUCGCCUAAGCACACUCCCCCCACCCCCACCAGAAUCACACACUCACAAAAAAAGAAACAACAACAAACAAUCUCACAAACGCGCGAAUAUCGUUAUCGUUUCUAUAUACAUACACACGCAUAUAUAUUGAAUACUAUAUUUAACACAUUUUGAUGUCGUUUUGAAUACUCGAUAAAUGAUAAAUAAGUAUAAUCCGAAUAUAUCAGCACUUGUAACAAUAAUUAAGUGGAAUUAGCUCACCUUUGAGCUCAUCAUGGGGCUUGAGAACCGCUCACUGGUAAUACAGAUCCAGAUACAGAUACAAAUACAUACAGAUAGAAAUACCCACCUAUCAAUUAUUCAAACCUUCGACGAACUCUAUGGGUAGCGUAGAAAAAGUGUUUUAUAUACAUAUAGUAAAAUCUUGUUCCCACGGCUUGUUUUGCUCUAGAUCGAAAAAUGUUUGCGAAUUUAUUAUGUGUAAUCAAUAUCAAUAUAUCAUAUGUACUUAUGGGAACCACAAACCACUUGAAAUUGAACUUGAACGUGAACUGUAACCGCACUGAUUAAGUAACGUAAAUCAAAACCAUCAAAACCGCCACUCGUAUCAUAGUAAUGCCCAUUGAAAAUCCAGCGAAGCCCAAAAACGCUCAAUUGCUUGCCCAAUGUGUCCCCCACCAUCAGCAUCAAAAACACACAGCAUCAGCAUCAGCACCAGGCCCCGGUCCCGGUCCCGGUUCCGGUCCAAGGAUCUGCUCUCUCACUCUCUCUCUCUCUCUGUCCAGCCGCACAUCGGGGGGAGAACGGGAAGGUACAGCAGUGGUCUAGUGGAUGCUGGAAGCUUUACGCAACUCGAUGCGUACAAGUCGGAUAAUCAUCGCCUGAAGGAGGAGAACGCGGCGCUGAUUAGAGUAAUUAGCAAAUUAAGUAAAUGAAAUGAUGUCUCCACUGUACCGCUGCAUGGAUGGAGGAUAAUCAUCAUCGUCAUCUGUAUCAUUGAGAAACAAUCCCAUUUUUACGUUAUUCACCAGCUGGAAACGGGCUGAAAAAUGAAAAUAAGAGAAGAAAUUAAAUGAAUCAAAACAAAACGAGCAGAAAAAAAAGAAACGAAACGAGAAGAUAAGAGGAUAGGAGAGGGGAAGGAGAAGAAAAGGUGCGAAAUUCGCUGGAAGGGGGAAAUGUCAAAAUUUUUGUUUAUUAAUUGUGUUAGAUAUUUAAUCAUAAGGUGAAACUAUGUUUCUACAAUAUCGUUGAGAAUUGUUUCGUUCGUUUUAUAUAAAGAAGAAAAAUCUUAUGUAUUUGGUCAAAUUUUGUAUACAAAGUAGUGAAAAUUAUUAAUUAAUAAAAUUGCACAGAUCAAGCCUAACUGUACGCAAUGUAAAUCAAUUGUGUGAGGAUCGAAAGAAAGCAAAUUGCAAAAAGCGAAAAGCGAAAAAACCUUUACAUACAAACUGAGAACAUAUUCAUCAAAUGAGCCCUAGUUACAGAUUAGUUUAACUACGUAAUACAUAUACAUACAUACAUACAGACAUAUAUAAAUAUAUACAUAAACAUAUAUAUAUUUUUUUUUCAUAUAUAAAUUAUAUAUACACAUUGCAUAUUAUAUAUAUUUAGAGCAACUGAAUCAUAAGUUCGACAUUUGAAUGUGUAAUAUCAUCGAGCAACCACGAGAGAACCGAGGAAGAGUUGUUUUCGAAACCAGCCCACGCGUCAACGUACUAAGUGUAAUCAUUAUCAUCCGUAUCAUUCGUAAUUGUGUUUAGUGUACCACCACCCUACCCCCGAAACACCCCCAUAUUUUACACCAUACCAUUAUACCAUUUUUAUACCCACAACGCCCCCGCAAUCUGAGGAGCGUACCGAAUACAAGCUCCAUGGCGCUCUUCUACAAUAUAUAUGUAGUUACAGAUACAGAUACGAGAGCAUAUCAGGAUAUGCUGGCCUGCAUAUGCACUAUUACUUCUACUAUUCGAUUACGUUAAUUAUUAGUUUCUCCCUCACUUUGAAUCGUAUUAUAUCGUACUAUAUUUUACCUUCGCUUAUAACGAAACAAAUGAUCAUACGCCCCUAUGCAUACAUAUUUCUGUUAUUUAUUAAAUUCGCCUAAGAGAUUUUUGUGUUACUCGUAAAUGGAAACGAUAAGCAAAUGCAUACAUAAACAAACAUACACCAACAACAACAACAACAAAAUAUAAAUUAAUAUAAAUCGUGAAUUGUGUAAUAUGUAAAAUUGUGUGAGAAAAUAUUUAAGAAAAUUUGAUUCAAAUACGAAACUUAAUAAAUGUGAUCGCAAGCAAA